GCCCGCGCAGCGCUCUCUGUUCGCUACGAUGAGUAUUUCAGCUGUGCACGAUUUUUAAAUAAGUCAACUCUAUUGGAAGUGUUGUUCUAUAUUUAUAACUUGAACUAGUUAUAAGAAAAUUGAUUUGAAACGACUGAGUCGGCGACGCCGCUCCAUUCCGUUGGUGCGGUUUUAUCGCGUUAAGGUAGAAUAAUGUGUCUGUUAUAACACGAGCAAUGGAUAAUGUACAACAGGCUAAUGUAUCUGGAUCCCUCGAAAACAAAGACAAUGUAUCAGAGAAGCUAUUGGAUUUAGACGACGUGCUGGAGAAAGAGUUGGGUCAGUUCGGUCGGUUCCAACUGACGAAUAUCUUGCUGGUGGCGAUUCCGCUUAUGGUCCCCGCUUUCAUGACUGAAUUCAUCUUCUCUGCCUCUGCUAUUCCUCACAGAUGUCGAAUCCCCGAAUGCGGAGAAAACAACAAGAGCGUAGAGUUCAACCCAAUAUGGCUGGCCAACGCCGUGCCUCGCUCGGACUCAGAACACGCAUCCUGCAACCGUUACAAUCCACUAGGCGACAAUGGCACCCUAGACAACUGUCCUGUCGCGCUAUUUGACCAGGAGCAAAUUGUUGACUGCGAUAUCUUCGUUUACGAGAGAGAUAACACUAUCGUGUACGAUUUUGAUUUGGGCUGCAAGGAGUGGCUGCGUGCGCAAGUGGGCUUGUUUUCCAGUGUGGGCGCAUUGCUGUCAAUGCCACUCAUUGGUUACUUCUCGGAUCGCUUCGGCCGCCGUCUCGCACUCACGCUCUCAAUCUUCAACGUCGCUCUUUUUGGUCUCAUUCGUGCUUUCUCUUUCAACUACACCAUGUAUUUAGUGCUGCAGUUUCUGAACACCACUUUAGGCGGCGGCACUUUUACUUCGGCUUAUAUUUGCGCGGCAGAAUUGGUGGGUCCAAAGUAUCGAAUGUAUACCAGCGUUUAUUCAUCUUCGAUGUUCGCGCUGGGACAAGUAACGAUGGGCGCCGUAGCCAGCCUGGUGCGGCCAUGGCGAUACUUGCUUAUAUCUCUAAAUAUUCCCAGCUUCCUCCUGCUCGUUUGUUACUUUUUCUUGUCGGAGAGUGUGCGCUGGCUACUCUCGAAGCAGAAAUAUGCCGAAGCGCGGAGAGUGCUUGAGAAUGUAGCAAGGGUUAAUAAAACGCAAAUAAGUGAAAAGUCCAUGCAGGCCUUGAUGUCUCCAUCUUCACAAACUGACCGGGACGAGGCAGGUAAUCCAGGACUGAUCAAAACGGUAUUACGAUCACGGGUGUUGUUACGACGAGUAUGUACAACGCCCAUCUGGUGGGUGGCCUGCACGUUCGUCUACUACGGGCUAUCUAUCAAUUCUAUUGGGCUCUCGGGCAACAUGUACCUCAACUACAUCUACACCUGCGCCGUUGAGAUUCCCGGUUUUUUCAGCGCGCUGUUUACUCUGCCCAUAAUUGGAAGGAAGUGGACUCUUGCUUCGGGUUUUCUCUUAAGCGCGGGAUGUAACUUUGCAUUCGCUUUUAUUUCUAUAGAUUUGGUCUCUGUCCGGUUGGCGCUUUUCCUUUUGGGCAAGCUGUUCAUUUCAAUGGUGUUCACGUCGGUGUACUUGUUCACGUCCGAGCUGUAUCCUACGCGAUACCGACACACCUUCAUCGGCUUCUCCUCGAUGAUAGGCCGCAUCGGUACUAUCACUGCGCCGCUCACACCUGCGCUCGCGGAGUACUGGGAAGGCAUUCCGUCGGUGCUGUUCGGUGGUGUAGCAUUGGUGGCGGGCUUUCUAGCGCUCACGCAGCCCGAGACGCUCGGUGUCAAGCUGCCGGACACCCUGGUCGAAGCCGAGGCGCUCGGCCGCUCAAACGACUCUCGUCGCCUCAGAGAGAUAAACUAGGCGACUAGUUUUACUUGGGACUUGUUAGUCCCGUCGAGACACUGCCACUGCGCUCUUCACCCUGAGAUAUAAGUUGACAAGUCCCAUGUGUCUAAAAUUCACAAGCACCCGUACCCUUCAAACCUGGAACGCAGUAAUGCUGACAUCAUUGAAUGGCAGCAGAAAUAAGUAAGGCGACAGUACGUCCUUGGACGGACUUUCACAAUGAGCUCUAGUGUUCCUAUGAAUAUUUGAACUCUGAAAUACUUUAAACAAACAAACAAAAACGAUGUCUAAUGUUCCUAAAACUUUAAUGGUGCUUGGGUCCUAUAAAGUCGAGUUAAAAUUUUUAUUGUAUGUCAAAGAAUUAUAGGAUUUACUUGAUCUGAUAGUCACAAAGUUUUGCUCAAUGCUUUAAACAGUAUGGUCAGCUUGAUUCGUGUCACGUUACUGUAUCAAUUUUCGGUAAAAAUACAUUUAUUGAUCGAAAACAUUGGGAUUUUCCAACAAAUAUAGUUUGUAACAUUUCUAACUAUUGGGAUAUUUCGACGUACAUACAAUAUUCUUCUUAACACACAAGCACUUCCUAGUAUCACAUUGUUUUGUGCACCUACAUUUAACAUAUUUAAUAUUAUGAUAUGUUUAAAAAGGCGGGAA
Hyposmocoma kahamanoa is the source of this 2525-nucleotide messenger RNA. Its product is annotated as solute carrier family 22 member 7-like. Lineage: Eukaryota; Metazoa; Arthropoda; Insecta; Lepidoptera; Cosmopterigidae. The record is from RefSeq and is a predicted model, not a curated record. Gene Ontology annotation, biological process: transmembrane transport. Gene Ontology annotation, molecular function: transmembrane transporter activity. Gene Ontology annotation, cellular component: membrane. The transcript has 7 exons. The coding region runs from base 216 to 1889 and encodes 557 amino acids.